AUGGGCUUGUUAUUAUCAGUCAAUGCUGGCAGUCAUCAUGAGCCGCGGGUAGUUAUUUUACGUUAUUUUGGAGACAAAAAAAAUAAAAAUGAUGUUCUUGGGUUAGUUGGAAAAGGAAUUACUUUUGACAGCGGUGGCUAUAAUUUAAAGUCUUCGGCGGCCUUGGAAACAAUGAAGUUUGACAUGUCCGGAGCAGCAGUAGUUUGUGCUUCUUUCUUAAAUUUGGCACAAAGUAAGUCAAAAAAAAAUAUUGUGGCAGUUGCUUGUCUAACUGAAAAUGCCAUUGGUGGUCAUGCCACCCUGACCGAAUCAGUAAUAACUUCCAUGAAUGGCAAGACAGUCGAAAUUAAUAACACUGACGCCGAAGGACGUUUAGUUCUGGCCGAUGGCAUUACUUACGCAAUACAAAAAGAAAAAGUAACUAAAAUAAUUACGGUCGCAACUUUGACAGGGGCCUGCGUAUUAGCGUUGGGAGAAAAUGUUACCGGAGUUAUGACUAAUAAUCGUGAUUUUUACCAACAAUUCAUCCAGGCUGCCGAAAAAUCUCAGGAAAGCACCUGA
Molecule: messenger RNA, 561 nt
Organism: Ambispora gerdemannii
Lineage: Eukaryota; Fungi; Glomeromycota; Glomeromycetes; Archaeosporales; Ambisporaceae
Source: the annotation of a GenBank genome assembly